GCCGGCCGGCCGGUACUCCGACUGCAGUUUUUGCCCAAGCCCGGAGCCUGGAGCGAGCAGGUCCACAUGGGAGGUGCCGAGGGUCUGAGUGAAAGCAGAGUCGGAGGCCGGGGAGUAGGGGCGAGAGAACACGGAGCUGGUGGGCUUCUGCUGUCAGGACCCAGCCCGCCUGCACCCCUGGUGGUGUCUUUCAGAAUUCAGUCUCCUGGCAUAGCCCAUCCUGAUGGCGGGGAACAAAGGAAGAGGGCGGGCUGCCUACACCUUUAACAUCGAGGCCGUGGGCUUCAGCAGAGGUGAAAAGCUGCCUGACGUGGUGCUGAAGCCACCCCCCGUGUUUCCCGAUACCGAUUAUAAGCCAGUGCCACUGAAAACAGGGGAAGGUGAAGAUUACAUGCUGGCCUUGAAACAGGAGCUGAGAGAAACAAUGAAAAGGAUGCCUUAUUUCAUUGAGCCGCCCGAAGAGAAGCAAGACAUUGAAAGGUACAGUAAAAGAUGUAUGAAGGUAUACAAAGAAGAGUGGAUACCAGAUUGGAGAAGAUUUCCAAGAGAGAUGAUGCCAAGGAAAAAAUGCAAAAAAGCGAGCCCAAAAUCCAAAAAGGAGAAGGCUACUGGCCAAGGCACUGCCCUCACUAGUACUGCAGACGUCUUGAAAAAAAUCGAGGAACUGGAGAAGAGAGGCGACGGUGAGAAAUCAGAUGAGGAAAACGAAGAGAGAGAAGGCAGCAAAGAGAAGAGUAAAGAGGGCGACGAUGAGGAUGAUGAAGAAGCUGCAGAGCAGGAGGAGUACGACGAAGAAGAGCAGGAGGAGGAAAAUGACUACAUUAACUCAUACUUCGACAACGGAGACGAUUUUGGCGUAGACAGCGACGACAACAUGGAUGAAGCAACCUACUAGCCGUGAAGUUCGUCAGAAAAUGUUCUUAGGAUGCAGCUUCUGAGCAUUCAGACUUGUUUUUUUUUUUUUUUUUCCUGAUAAGGAGUGAAAGCCUGUUUUACUUUUGUUACCUUUUGGUUGGACAGUUACUGAUACUCGUUACUAAAACAUUCAGAACCACUUUACUGUAGCAGUAGUUACCGUGUACAAAUGAGUCUGACACGCCAACAUUCCUUCUAGAUACCUCUGCCAUUCCUCAUAGGUUUUCUCGUGGAUAGACUUUUGUUAAUGCCUAAUGAGUUUUUGCAUCUCUUAAUCGAUGCAUCCAUACUUGAACAAACCGUUCUUGUUUAACUGCUGAUCUUUUGUACAAAUAUGAUUUGUCAUAAUGGAUUUCUAUAAUCUGCAAAUUGAUUUAAUACAGCACAUAGAGCACUUUAAAAAAAACAACAGAAACUUGAAAAUAAUUUUAUUUUCUACUUGUACAUGGUAUGUUCCGUACCACUACAUUAAUGACAACAUUAACCCACCUAAGCUGUAAACAUGUAUGAACUUCAAAGAGGUUAGAAGUUUUGUGAUUGAAAACAUCCCCAUGGGAAGACAGGCCACUCUGAGCUGUAUAUUUCUGAGUGUGAAUUUCACAGCUCACAUCUCAGAAAAGACUUUUAUGUGGAUGAAUUUAAUAUUUGAAUUUAAGGCUAACUUAAUACCAUGCAAGGGGACUUAAAAAAGUUUAUGGGAGAGAGAAUUAAAAGUUUAUUUUGGUGGAAAAUAUUUUUGAAGUUGUACAUACAUGAAAUUAACCACCCCACUGUAGUAAGUUUAACAUCUUAGAAUAGUUGGGCUCAUGGAGCACAAAAGCGAGACAUCUUAGUUUUGUACUUUACCUAAGUAUGGAGUAAGUUCCGGUCUCGCUGCAGAAUGCAUGCGUAUGAACCCUGACGCGCCCGGGCCUCUCGGGUCCCAUCACCACACAGAAUGAACUCAGGUCAUUUUCAAAUGAACUUGUUUGUGUGACUUCAGAGCUAGCCCCCACCCCAGCCUUUAUCUAUUUUGAGGGAACACACCCCCAAACUGCAGCCUCCAAAGACUCACAGAUGCCAAAGAUUUUCACGGGAGCUCAUAUUUCAAAGACGAUUUAUAUUACUCACCAAAUGCAAUCAAACUCUUUUUCCUCCUUUGGGGAGCUAUCACCUAUUACCCUCUAACCCAAGAGGCAGAGCCACCUGUGCUAUGAAACUCAGCCUCAGAACUGAGUUUGGCCAAGUUCUGUGCCUUAGUUUCUCUUGUAAAUGAUGUCAUGUAAAAAAAUCACAUACCCAUGAACCAAGGUUUACCAAAUGCAGAAAUGAUUGCUCUGUAAGUUUGGUUGUCACCCUCUGAGACAAUUGGAGUUUGGGAAGUAACCAAAAGCAUGUUUUCUUUACAAAGAUGUAUGAUAAUCUGAUUUUCCCAUCUUGCAUUUGUGGGGAAAACUGGAGCGAAUUUGUAUCACCUUGUGCCAUUUUGCAACACGACUUUCUCAGGACAAAGACCACUUCCAAUGGCAAUGCUUCCUUCAAUGAUUCAGAUGGGUGUGUGAGGCCCCCCCAUCUUAUGUCUUAUCAGGUUAGUGCUGUGUUGAUCCUAUGUGAACUCCUUCUUGUGUAAGCAGAAUUGUCAAAAAUGUUUAAAACAGGCUAUUUUUAAAGCAGCAAUCUACUUAGUGUACAUAAUGAAAACCCCACAUGAGGUUUUCAGUAGUAAUGAGAUGGUGUUGUCAUAUGGGAUCAUUCAUUAACACAGGUGUUUUGUCCUGUCACCUUAUACCAGAGUCAAGUACCAGUUCUGGUUAAAUGCUUUAUUAACCAUCUGCAGGUAACGGCUUCCACCAGGCAAAUGCAAUGAAGGUGAAGGUGUUUCUUUUCCUAGCUUUCAGUUUGCCACCAUUUUCGUCCUGUGUACAGUAGGGCAGCCAGGGCCAUCCACUCCCCCUCUGGAAGCUCUUUUUAGUUUUACAGCAUAUGAAAGGUGAGAACGGACAUGAUUUGCAGGCUGCUUUACCAACACGAAUCUUGUUUUUCUGGCUUACAGUAAGACUGUGAAGUGAUUCCACAGGAAGGCAGAGACAACCUCUUCCGUGUAAAAACGUAUUGUUGGUGUAGUGUCUUUAAAACUGUUACAAGCGGAAGUGUUCGGUUGCCAUGAUGCUUAUUUUUCUGUAUUUGUUUACACAUUAAAUUCUUACAAAACAAAGUUGUGGCCUCUUGUUUUACA
Lepus europaeus (European hare) is the source of this 3130-nucleotide messenger RNA. It is a transcript of the gene POLR3G, whose product is annotated as RNA polymerase III subunit G. The record is from RefSeq and is a predicted model, not a curated record. NCBI's taxonomy places the organism in Eukaryota, Metazoa, Chordata, Mammalia, Lagomorpha, Leporidae. Gene Ontology annotation, biological process: cell population proliferation; transcription by RNA polymerase III. The transcript is spliced from 9 exons. Gene Ontology annotation, cellular component: RNA polymerase III complex. Bases 224 to 895 code for a protein of 223 amino acids.